Messenger RNA from Tripterygium wilfordii, 2068 nucleotides. RefSeq lists its product as uncharacterized. Gene Ontology annotation, cellular component: membrane. The transcript has 8 exons. The record is from RefSeq and is a predicted model, not a curated record. Lineage: Eukaryota; Viridiplantae; Streptophyta; Magnoliopsida; Celastrales; Celastraceae. The coding region runs from base 215 to 1795 and encodes 526 amino acids.
AUCUCUCUCUACCCACAAGUUACGGCUUCAGAUUCGUUUCUGCAUCCUGAGUUUCUUCAACAGAACAAAAAUUCAAAAUCUAUCACCACAAGCUAUCCUUACCGUACUCACUAAGCCAAAACGAUGAAGAAAAGAAACAAAUUUUGAUUUUUUCCAUGGAGAAAUACCCUUUCUUCUUUGGUUCUGCACAAAUUAAUCAAAAACUGGUUUAAUCAUGUCCAAACCCAAUGGAGCUAUUGCAGCUCCCUUGAUUUUUCUCCUGGUUUUCAUUUCUGGGUUUUCUUCAGAAUUCUGUGUUCAUGGUUCUCCAACUCAAGAACACACCUUUAAGAGACCUGAUCCAUUGGGACACUUCAAGUUCUACAAUGGAGGAUUCAAUGUCACAAAUAAACAUUACUGGGCUUCUCUGGCAUUUACAGGAGUCCAUGGCUAUGCAAUUGCAGCAAUUUGGGUGAUAUGUGGAUUGGUGUUUGGGAUCUUGGCUUUGAAGAUUCAAAGCAGGAAUGACUCUUCUUCGUCGAUCACAGACCGUUUCGAUGGUUAUUACUUCUCAAUGUUCAUCUUGGUCCUAGUUUUCACAAUUCUUGCCAUAGGCGCAAUCAGUUUAGUUCUGGCAGCAAAUCAGAGCUCAUUAGCCAGAACAAACAGAUUGAAGAAAACCAUUCUCAAGGCAGGUAAGGAUGCUCAUGGAACCAUUCGAAAAGUCAUCAAAGUGAUGAGAGAAAUGGAGAACAUUCUACUUCCAUACGAUAGAAGAACGUCUGUUCGCUUGAACAUAACGGCUCAUCAGCUUGGAAAGGAAUCAAAGACAAUCCAACAUUUUAAUGAAAGGAUUGGCCAUUCCAUGGACCAGGCAAUUCAAACAUCGUAUAUUUCACAUCUGGUGGUUGUAUCUGUCAACUUGGCACUAAUAGUCACUGCAUUAGUUCUGUUCUUGUUGCAUUGGUACCCUGGAUUUAUUAUUGUAAUACUUUUCUGCUGGAUCAUAACAACUCUGUGUUGGGUUUUGACUGGUUUUGAUUUCUUCCUUAAUACAUUUGCAAGAGAUACUUGUGCAACUCUUGAGAAUUUUGAAAGUAACCCACAAAAUAACAGUCUAACCUCCAUAAUACCAUGCAUGGAUUCAUCAUAUUCGGACCGAGUCAUGGCAGAAAUCGGUGGUACUAUCCAUUACUUCAUAGCUAAGGUACUACUUCUGAUUUCUACACCACAACCAGACACUUCGACGCGAAUAAUCUACAGGCAUGCCUAUUUCUCUUUGUUGCAGUUAAACUCAAAGAUCAUAGAGGUGUAUAGUAAGCUUGGACUGAACAAACAAAGUGAAGAUUCAUUAGGGUUUGGAACCAUAUGUGACCCUUUUUCUGGAGCACCUAACUACAAGUAUGCACCAGAAAACCAUCCAAAAGAUUGCGUUCCAAUCGGGAAAUUACCCGAUGUUCUUUCAAGUUUUACAUGUUAUAGCAACAACUCUCCGGAAGCCUGCAGAAAUAAUGGAAAAUUUCUCCCACAAGGGUCCUAUGAGUUGGCUUGGGUUUACAGUCAAUCUGUUCAGGAUAUGCUGAAUAUAUAUCCUGAUCUGCAAAGCUUGUCACAGUGCAAAAUUGUGAAGGAAACAUUUUCUGAUGUUGUUCUGCAUCAAUGCAGACCGUUUAAGCGUUCGAUUCGAUUGCUAUGGGGUUCAAUGCUGUCUCUUUCCAUUAUCAUGGUGGUUUUAGUGCUAAUUUGGGUAGCAAAAGCAUAUCAAGACAGGGGAAGAAGCUUUAAUAGAUGUUCAAUCCUUCCUAACCAAACAUAAGGAAGUGAUGGCCACGAAACCACAGAAUGUACAGGAUUUUAUGAGAGUUUAGGCAACUUUUAGGAGUUAUUCCUGUGUAGAAAUAAAUUAUUUAAUUGUUUAAAGAGUUCAUAAGGCACUCCAUGGAAGUCAUACGACAAUGACGAAGAAAUCAUGGAGAUUGCAGAAAGAGUUCAUAGCGGUAGAGAGAGACGUUAAAUGAAAUCUUGUACAUAUUAUACCUUCUGUAAGGAAAAUUCUUUGGGAUUAAUAAAAUGUCUUCAAAAGGUCUGG